Molecule: messenger RNA, 567 nt
Organism: Aphanomyces invadans
Lineage: Eukaryota; Oomycota; Saprolegniomycetes; Saprolegniales; Verrucalvaceae
Exons: 1
Coding region: 1-567 (188 amino acids)
Source: RefSeq, a predicted model, not a curated record
AUGGCAUGGUGGACGCUUGUCUGCCUCGCCGCCACAGUCGUCGCCGCGCCGUCUUUUUCGACACCGACGCCACCUCCGUCACCAUUUGCCCCACUCACAGGUCCUUCCGAUGCCCUUGUCUCCAUGCCAUCGGCGCCAAUUGCAACGACGAUCCCUUUCGUCACCGCGACGUCACUGCCCACAGCUUCAGCCACCCUGCAGUCUCCUCCAGCGUCGUCACUGCGGCCACCCUCGUUCAGCACAGCCACCGUCUCGGCCGUUCUCGUGCCCGAAUCCACACAGGACGCUGUCGUCGAUCACUCGUCAACUUCGUCGCCGCAGCCGUUCUCUCCGCUGUGCGACCCCAUGUCCUGCCAAGUCCUCCUCACGAUGGGUGGAUGCGUCAUCGUGGUUGUCGCGAUGCUCGUAUGUUGGCACGUCUACCAACGGUUCGCAUUCCGCCGCGAGCGAGAGCAGUUCCAGCUGCGCGAGUCGGAGCUUCGAUCCGCCGUCGAAGAAAGCAUCAUCACGUCCAGCAGGAGCAUUCGCAGUGCCAUCACGAGUAGUUCCACCAGUGUCCACGUGUGA